Messenger RNA from Phragmites australis (common reed), 4861 nucleotides. Its product is annotated as DEAD-box ATP-dependent RNA helicase FANCM. NCBI's taxonomy places the organism in Eukaryota, Viridiplantae, Streptophyta, Magnoliopsida, Poales, Poaceae. Gene Ontology annotation, molecular function: four-way junction helicase activity; four-way junction DNA binding; hydrolase activity. Gene Ontology annotation, biological process: double-strand break repair via synthesis-dependent strand annealing; interstrand cross-link repair; replication fork reversal. Bases 100 to 4464 code for a protein of 1454 amino acids. The transcript has 22 exons. The record is from RefSeq and is a predicted model, not a curated record.
AACUUUCCGUCUCCCCGCCCGCCCAAAUCCCGCACCGCUUCCUCCCAAAGCUCUCCCCAUUCCCCAACCUUCGCGAAGCUUCUCGAACCUCCUCCGCCAAUGUCCGCGCCCCCGUUCGCCGUCGACGACUACGACGAUGACGACGGAUUCGACUGGGAGGCCGCCGUGCGCGAGAUCGACAACGCCUGCGCCCUCGCGUCGGCUUCCGCCCCCGCCCCUGCCCGGGCGCCGGUGCAGCAUCCGCCUCCGCCCCGGCCCCCCGAGCCCUCGGCGUCGGCACCGCUUCACAGGUCACCGGCGGCGGCGGGCGGCGGCGCGCGGCAGUCGACGCUGGACCGCUUCGUCGACUCCUUCACCAGGAGGCAACGGGAGAAGGAGAGGCCUACGCUGGCGCCGGAGGCCGCGGCGGUGGGGGCGGGGUUGGCGCCGGCUGGUGGCGGGUGGCGCCAUGGUGUCCGCGCGGGCGAGGGGUGCUCGCGGCAGGCGGACGAGAAGGCUGUGGGGGACCGGUUCGUCGAAUCCUUCACCAGGAGGCAGCGGGAGAAGGAGAGGGCUGCGCCGGCGGUGGCGGUGGCACCGGCUGGUGGCCGGGGGCGUGCUGCGGUCCGCGCAGGCAAGGGAUGCUCGCGGCAGGCGGGUGAGGAGGUUGCGUACGAACCCUGCGCCGUGGGCCUGGACCACGAGGCGGUACAGAUGUGGAUCUAUCCAACUAAUGUAGAAGUCCGAGAGUACCAGAAAUAUAUGGUUGAAAAGGCUUUGUUUACCAAUACAUUAGUAGCUUUGCCGACUGGACUCGGCAAAACUUUUAUUGCGGCGGUAGUAAUGUACAAUUACUUUAGAUGGUUUCCUGAAGGCAAAAUAGUAUUUACUGCCCCUUCGCGUCCUCUUGUUACUCAGCAAAUUGAGGCAUGUCACAAUACAGUGGGAAUACCACAGGAGUGGACGAUAGAUAUGAAAGGGGAUUCAAGGCCUUCCGAUCGAUCAAGUUUAUGGAAGUCAAAAAGAGUCUUCUUUGUCACUCCACAAAUUCUUGAGAAUGAUAUACAAUCUGGUAUAUGUAUGGUAAAGCAAAUAGUUUGUUUGGUGAUAGAUGAAGCUCAUCGAGCUUCGGGAAAUCAUUCUUACUGCAUAGCUGUUCGAAAGUUGGUGGAAGCUCAUGUGCCGUUAAGGAUUUUAGCUCUAACUGCUACACCAGGAUCCAAGCAUGCAAAUAUCCAAAAUGUUAUCAACAAUUUAUGCAUUUCGGAGUUGGUUCAUUGUGAUGAAGAGGAUUCUGAAGUAUGCCAAUAUGUUAAAAAACGUGAAGUUGAACUUUUGAAGAUCCCUUUUGGCAGUGAUGCAACUCAAGUUGAUGGUAUGCUUUUGGAUAUUAUGCGCCCACAUCUUAAUCGGUUGCGUGACGCUGGUGUGAUUGAUUAUAGGGAUUAUGCAAAUUGGGGCACAUAUAGCUUGCUGAAUUAUAAGGAAAAAUUCAUGGAAGCACCCCCACCAAACAUCAGUGAAGUGGAGAGAGGGGAAAUUCAAAAAUCUUUUAUAGCUCUUUGCUCACUUUGUCACAUAAGGAAAUUGCUUUUGAGCCAUGGAAUCAAUCAAGCAUAUCAGUUUAUUGAAGACAAGUUAAAGAAAGGGUCACUGAGUUUGAUGCGCAAGAACGAACUCUUCUGGCAAGCAAAAGAAAAGAUGAAGCUUGUCUCAUCUCAAGGUUCAAUUCUAAAAAUCAAAAAUUUGAUAGACGUGAUGGUUGCUCAUUUCAAUAAAAAUGAUUCAAAGGACUCAAGGGUCAUUAUCUUUUCACAUUUCCGGGGAAGUGUCAAUGAAAUAUAUUGCUCACUACAAAGUAUUGAUGAUAGACUUAUCAGACCUGUUGAAUUCAUUGGUCAAAGCUCAGCAGGUAAACGGUUGAAGGGGCAAACCCAAAAAACACAGCAAGCUAUUCUACAGAAAUUUCGAUCUGGGGAAUACAACGUUUUGGUGGCAACAUCAAUCGGUGAGGAAGGACUAGAUAUUAUUGAGGUUGAUCUUGUGAUCUGUUUUGAUGCCAAUAUCUCACCAUUAAGGAUGAUUCAACGAAUGGGAAGAACUGGGAGAAAGCAUGAAGGGCGAGUUGUGGUUUUGGCUUGUGAAGGACAGGAGUUGAUGGGGUACAUAAAGAAACAAAGAGAUAGUCAGACCAUGAGGAAGCUAUUGCGUAACAGUGAGAGAUUUGAAUACCAUGCUAGUCCUAGGAUGGUUCCACAUGUCUGUAAACCAAAAGUUAAGUAUGUUAAAUUGACAAUAGAGAAGUAUAUUUCUUGCUUAAAGAAAAUGAAAGUUGGCAUAAAAGACACAUCACCAAUUCUGGGGAAGAUGUCAGAGGAAGAUGGCCAAUUGAUUGCGCGGUACUUUGGUGCAUGCAAAGAAGAUGUUUGGAGGCCAUCUCUUGUUGCAUUUCCUAGAUCUCAGCUUUGUCCAAGUGUUGUUCAUAAAGUUCCACACUCGUUCCGGACAACAGAUAUGCUAACUGACGCUAUGCAGCAACUUCAAGAUCCGUCUUUUUUUAGGACAAAGUGUGAAAGCCCUUUGCAAGAACCUGCUGAUGUUGCAGCUGUGAAAUGUCAGGCACGUGAAGGUCUCUAUGCUGUUAAUGGAAAUAAGGAGGCAAUGCCUCAGGAAUGUGACGGUGUGGAAGCCUCAUCCAGAGAAGUGGUGUGUAAUCAAAGUUUUUCUGUGCCAGGUUCUCCGGUUAAGACGUUUCCUAUUCACUCUUUCUUCAGUGGUGAUUAUGUAACUGUGGAUAGAGGAGGCUAUGUUUCAGUUACCUUUGUACCUGUCCUGCCUCAGACAUCGGCAUUCCAUAAGGACGCGAAGAAUGCACACUGGUGCCACAGAGUCCAGAAAACGGCCAUACCUUACCAAUCAGCAGCAGACAUCAGCAGGCCAACAGUUGACUUUCAUCAUCCUGCAUAUGUAACUGAUUCAGGCAAACAUUUGUUUAAGAACAGUGUAUCAAAUGUAGACCCUCAUUCGCCUGAGUUUGCUGGACAAUGCGACGACACUGAUAACAACGUGCUUACAACGCCACCAUCUAAAACAUUGACAAGCCCAAGGGAAAAAUGGGGCACACCCUGCAAUGCUAAACUAGCGAGCUCUGCCUUUUCAGGUCAGAAAGAUAUGGAGCUUAGUCCCAGGUUGACACAUUAUAUGGAAGAAGGAAUUGUUCCUGAGUCUCCAAUUGUUGAUGUUUGCCACCUACAAAUAGAAACAGACAGAGCUGUCAGUACUGGAUUUGUGCCAAAAUUUGGUUCUUCAAAGACACAUGAUGAGGGAGCUCACGCCAAUUCAGCUGGAUGUCGAAAAGGACCAUUGAGAUUUGAGAAAAAUGAUGAACAGCUUUCUGGUUCAUUGAGACAGAAUGUCCUCGAUCGGACUAAAGCAAAAACAGGAGAGCCAGUAUGUCCUUCAAAUGUGAAAAUAUGUACUCCCACCACUUGUACUCCUACAACAAAUCUGCUGUGUGAUAGUUUCUCUAAUGAUUGUCAGCUUAGGUCAGGGGGGAAUACGUCAGGGUCAGUCCAGCAAGCACCUAAGUACAGAAGACUAUGCAAAUAUGGUGACAAGAUCAAAAGAGUCUCCUCCAUUUCCUUGGAUGACUGUCAUGAUGGAUUUGGAGAAUGUGAUAUUGCUACUAAAACUAUGCCAAACCAAAUAGAGCUCGCUAUGGGGAAAAAAGGGAAGGCCAAGAGGCGUUUGGAUACCUAUAUUGACGAGGAAGUCGAGGUAUCUGAGGAUGCUGAUGUUUCAGAGGAUGAGGAUGAUGAUCAGAGUGAAGAUAAAUAUGAAGAUAGCUUCAUCGAUGAUCAGACAACUCCUACCGGCGAAUUCACCCAAACAGAGCAAGGUGCUGAAAAUAAUGGUGACAUGAUGGGUUUCUACAGGCGAUCACUGCUCACUCAGUCCCCAGUAGUUAGGCCCUCUAGGUACCUCGAUGUCUCUGACAAUUCUGCUUCUAGAACCGGAAGUGUGAGCUGUUCUUCAGAGAACUUGCACAAUUCUAUUGAGACUCCAAAAGGGCUUGCUCAAACACGUAGUACCAUUGAUCCAAGUCCUUCACGGUACGAACGAUCCUCACUAGGAAGAGCCAGUUUUGGAAAGGAACAAAGUGAAGCAACUAUCGUCAAUUGUGAAUCAUCCACUAAAUUGGACUGCAGAAAGAGAAAGUUAAGCUUCCAGCAACCUGCAUCUAUCCCUGUUAUAAACCUUGAACCGGAACCAGCACCAGAACCAUCCUCACUCCUUGCUACCGGAGUCAAUGAUGAUAUAUAUUUAGAUGAUGCUUUCUUUGAGAACCUUGAUCUUGAUGCAAUUGAAGCACAAGCAACCGAGCUGUGGAGACAAAAGACUGUACAGUCGACAGACAAACCGGUGGAAACUAAGAAAGCAUCAGAGAUUAGCUUUGCUCCUCCAUCAUUUGAUCUAGGGUUCUGAGAACUCGUGUUGAACUUCCAUUCAAGAUAUCAUCUAGCUGCAGUACUAGAUCAUCUCGAAGCACGUCAAUAACUGCGUGGGGCAAUGAUCUUUCCUGCGGAAGGUUCGAACUUGCAGUACAUGACAGCAAGCCACAACAGGAUAUUUAGGUGAACCCUGGCAUGAUGCUGGUAAGAUCACUGUUGUGAUAUUUAUAUGCACGCUGCGAGAUCAGCAGGAGGUGAGUUCUGUAUAUACUUAUUGGCCCUAUCAGUGUAUUAUCUUGUACAGAAUUAUACACCUUGUAUAAUCGUUAUUUCUGUUAUGUAAAUAUUGUUUAAUAUACGAGGGUCUGGCUGUAUACAAACUGUUAGUGGCAAAGAUGAGGCAAUACCAUUUGGCUAUGCAGGAUUGGCUA